UAUAUACGUUAUAUAUAGAGAGAGAUAUAGAUAGAUAUAAAAAUUGCUCAAACAUUUCUUGAAUCUAUAGUAAUAUAAAGUGUGUUAAUUGACCUUGUGCUCGAAUUGUUGUGUGUGAUUAACUAACAAUGCCUUUAGUUGUGGGACAUAGCCAGACAAAGUUCUUGUCUGAUUAUUUGUGUAAGGGCUCGUACUCAGUGUUCUCGUAUUAUGGAUAUAAAACGCUCCAGUUUGUUUGCGAGAAAGACGUUUUUGAAGUUGCGCCUUUCUUUUCGGAUGUUGUGUUCGUUGUCGGUGCAAACGACAUCGGCACAAAGACCCCGGAUCGAGUUUUCGAUGACAUCGUGGCACUCUGUGAAGAGGUACACAAUGCUACACCAGGCGCGACUAUUCUUAUUUCCAAACUACUUCCUAGGACACGGAACCGAUUCAACGGAAACGGUUACCGACAAGACUUCUUAGACCACUGGAACUUCGAUGCUGGCGUUCUCAACAAACUGUAAAGCGAGUUUGCCCGCGCGGUGCCGUGGGUUCGUGUCAUUGAACAUCCCGAAUUCCAAACCACAUUCGGAGACAACGUCAAUCUCCUCUGCAAAGAUGGUCUGCAUCUGACUAUUGACGGUACGCACACGUUUGCCAGCAACAUAGAGACAGCCGUCAUGUCUCUUACGAGACCGACUUGCCCCGGGCCUGAUCCAGCUACUCAGUCAUCACAUCCAACACCGACAUCAGACUAUGGACCCGUAACAUAUAGUUCGAUAGUCCGUAAAACCCAAAACAUAGUAUGUGAACCGCCGCGUGAUUCUGGUACCAUUACGGCGACGUUGACUGAGAAGAAGCGCAAGCGUCAACGGAAGUAUCAGGAUCCCAUCAGAACCGUAUAAAUUGGAAAAUUUGGCUAUUCCAAGAAGAACUACAUUAAAUUACAACCAACGACUGAUAGUGUUACCUGUACAAAUUAAAAAUGACGAGACAGUGACAGAGACGACCAAACCUCCAUGCAAAAUACCUUCGAACAUUUACGAACUUUUGGAAAUAGAAGAGAGUGACUUUUCUGACUGCGAAGACGAAACCCCCGACAUGACAUGUGGCAGUCAAUCUAUACACGAGGACGCAAAACGAAACAUAAACAUGGCAACAACUUUCUUCAAUGUGGCGGCGGUACUUCGGAAGUGUACAAAAACCUAUCAAAUGGCAUUAAAACCAAGGACACAAUCGACAUAUUAAACAACGCCAUGAGCGGCGAAGUUGGCGAAAAAGUUUCAACAGAGGUAUAAAGAAACCAUUGACACAUGGCAAAGGCAUUCACAGGCAAAGGCAAGACCUCAAUCGGUCAGAACAGACCUGGCAGUCAGGGAGCUCCCCCAUCCAAAAAGGCCAAAGUGGAGGAUGAAGAUGAAAUGGAUUUUGAGGCGGAGCUAGCAAUGAUGGAUGACAUCGACAUGGGUGGGGUAGAGGUGGUGGGGGCAGGGCCAGACGAUGUAAUGACCAGCGCCAAGUGGGCCCGUCCGCCGGUGGGUCCCAUAGACCCUGCCAAGGACACCAUCACAUUCCAGCAAAUAGAUCUGGACCAUUACAUAGGUCGCCACAUCCCUGGCAUGCCUGGUGCCUACAAGAAGGGUCCAGUGCCUGUAAUCCGGAUGUUUGGGGUCACUAUGGAGGGUCACAGUGUGGCUGCACAUAUCUAUGGAUUUCUGCCUUACUUCUUUGUGCCGGCCUAUCCCAACUUCAGCAGUGAGCAUGCUCAGUCAUUUCUGAAUGCCCUGAACUCGGCCAUGAUGAGUGACAUGCGGUCCAACAGGGAGGGCAUUGAGCAGGCUGUUCUUGCUGUUGACCUUGUCAAUAAAGAAAGCAUAUAUGGUUACCACGGCAACAAAAAGGUGCCCUUCAUCAAGAUCACUGUUGCCCUGCCCCGUUUAAUUGCUGCAGCCAAGCGCCUACUAGAGCAGGGCUUCAAUUGCCCAGGAUAUGGCCAGUAUGCAUUACAAGGAUAUGAGACAAACAUAGACUUUGAGAUAAGAUUCAUGGUGGACAGUAACGUUGUGGGCUGCAACUGGAUAGAACUUCCCGCUGGCAAGUACCACCUCCGUGAAAAGGAGAAUUCCUCGGUGGGAGAUGCCAGUCGCCAGCCCCUAAAGUCCCGUUGUCAGAUUGAGGUGGACAUCUCAUGGGAGAGCUUGGUGUCACAUUCCCCAGAGGGGGAGUGGUCCAAAGUAGCUCCUUUUAGAAUUCUCAGUUUUGACAUUGAGUGUGCGGGAAGGAAAGGUGUGUUUCCUGAGCCAGACAAAGACCCUGUAAUACAGAUCGCCAACAUGGUUGUGAGGCAGGGGGAGCACUCUCCAUUCAUUCGUAACGUGUUUACACUCAACACCUGCGCCCCCGUCAUCGGCUCACAUGUCAUGUCCUUUAUGACUGAGAAGGAGCUGCUUUCUAAAUGGGCGAUGUUUGUGCGGGAGGUAGAUGCAGACAUAAUCACUGGGUACAACAUCCAGAACUUUGACCUCCCAUACCUGAUCAACCGCGCACACCACCUGAAGGUGGAGAACUUCACGUUCCUGGGCCGCAUCAAGGACGUCAAGUCAGUCAUCAAGGAGUCCACCAUACAGAGCAAGCAGAUGGGCAAGCGCGAGAAUAAGGUGAUCAACAUAGAGGGCCGAGUUCAGCUGGAUCUGCUACAGAUCCUGUUCAGAGACUACAAGCUGCGCUCGUACUCCCUCAACGCCGUCUCAUACCACUUCUUGCAGGAACAGAAAGAGGACGUGCACCAUUCCAUCAUCAGCGACCUACAGAAUGGUAAUGAGCAGACCCGUCGCCGUUUGGCCGUGUACUGCCUGAAAGACGCCAUUCUGCCUCUGCGUCUGCUGGACAAGCUGAUGUGUGUGAUCAACUACAUGGAAAUGGCCAGGGUCACCGGUGUUCCCUUGACCUACUUACUGUCCAGGGGUCAGCAGAUCAAGGUCAUCUCACAGCUACUCAGAAAGGCAAAGGAGCAGAACCUGUUGAUCCCUGCCCAGAAGAUUGACCCUGGGGAGGAGUAUGAGGGUGCCACUGUGAUUGAGCCCAACAAGGGCUACUACAACAUGCCCAUCGCUACCCUUGACUUCUCCUCCCUAUACCCGUCCAUCAUGAUGGCUCACAACCUUUGCUACACCACCCUGCUCAACCAGAACACUAUCGCCAAGGAGGGUCUCACCCAGGACCAGUAUAUCAAAACACCCUCAGGGAAUCUCUUCAUAAAGGCCAACAUGAGGAAAGGACUUCUGCCCGAGAUUCUGGAACAUCUGUUAUCGGCCAGAAAGAAGGCGAAAGCUGAUUUGAAAAUGGAGACAGAUCCUUUUAAGCAGAAGGUGUUGGAUGGCAGGCAGCUUGCUUUGAAGAUCAGUGCCAAUUCUGUAUAUGGUUUUACUGGGGCUCAGGUGGGAAAGUUGCCAUGUCUGGAAAUAUCACAGAGUGUAACAGCAUUUGGACGUAUGAUGAUUGAGCAGACAAAGAAUUACGUGGAGGAGACAUACACAAUCGAGAAUGGAUACAAACAUAAUGCUAAGGUGAUCUACGGAGACACAGACUCUGUGAUGUGCAAGUUUGGUGUGGAGACUGUACAGGAAGCCAUGAAGCUGGGCAGGGAGGCGGCUGACUACAUCUCCACCAAGUUUGUGGAGCCAAUCAAGCUAGAGUUUGAAAAGGUGUACUUCCCUUACUUGCUGAUCAACAAGAAGCGGUAUGCAGGCCUGUACUGGACCAACCCGGUCAAGUAUGACAAGAUGGACUGUAAGGGCCUGGAGACGGUAAGGAGAGACAACUGCCCCCUGGUGGCCAACCUCAUCAACCAGUGUCUACAGCUCAUACUCAUUGACAGAAACCCUGAGGGCGGAGUGGAGCAUGCAAAGCAGACAAUAUCGGACCUACUGUGUAACCGCAUCGACAUCUCCAAUCUUGUGAUCACCAAGGAGCUCACUAAGACAGACGAAGAGUAUUCCGCCAAACAGGCUCACGUGGAACUAGCUAACAGGAUGAAGAAGCGAGACCCAGGUAGUGCCCCCCAGCUGGGAGAUCGCGUUCCCUACGUGAUCAUCGCUGCUGCCAAGAAAACAGCUGCAUAUCUGAAGUCUGAGGAUCCGAUCUACGUGCUGGAGAACAACAUAGCCAUAGACACACAAUACUACCUGGAGAACCAGCUCUCCAAGCCCCUACUCAGGAUAUUUGAACCCAUCCUUGGGGAGAAACGGGCAGAGUCUGAGCUUCUCAAGGGUGAACAUACACGUACAAAGACGAUGAUGACGUCCAAGGUCGGGGGGCUGAUGGCCUUUGCCACAAAGAAGAGCUCCUGUAUCGGCUGCAAAGUGCCCCUUGAUAACGAUGCUGCUGUGUGCAAGCACUGUAAAAGCCGCGAAUCUGAGAUUUAUCAGAAGGAGAUCUCCACGAUCAAUGCCUUGGAGGAGAAGUUUUCCCGCCUGUGGACCCAGUGUCAGCGCUGUCAGGGCAGUCUACACGAGGAUGUACUCUGUACCAGCCGUGACUGCCCGAUAUUCUACAUGCGCAAGAAAGUUCAGAAGGAUUUGGAAGACCAAGACAAACUUGUGAAAAGAUUCGAUGAGAACGAGUGGUAAUGUUCUGCUAUUGGGAAAAUGGAGGAGUGGAAUUGAAACAAAUGAACCCUCAGUGCUGAAUGCAUCUCAUCAAGAUCUCAAGUUAUGUUGAAAUUGCAGUAUAAAAAAAAGAAGACUUCGAUAAUCAGGAUAUUUCUUACGCAUCAGUCUUGGAAAAUACACCAAGGAAUUAAAUUAUAGAAUCACUAAAAUUUAAUAAUCACAAAUGUUUUUUACUAGCAAUUGUAUAUAUAAUUGUUCCAAAAUUGUAUUUUACUGUAACAAUGUGAUUUAAUGUUUAAUAAGGCUAGUCCAAAAUGGUUCACCUGUUCAUGGUAUACUAGUGGUAAGACAACAUUAUGUGAUUCUCAGGUUUUUCAUAUUUCAUAUCUGGAUUGUGUAUUGUAGUUAGAUGAGAUUCAUUGGCUGUGCACAGUAAAGAACCAUGAACUUAUUGCAUUGUUUAAUGGUUAAUUUUAUAAAAUCAUACGAAAUAAAGUGCUUGUAGUACAGUAAGGACCAAUCAUUGUAGAUAACUGGUAAUAUCAUGUCACUGUUUAUAAUCAUACCCUCAUUACUGGUAAUGGUGGCUUUAUAGGAGUCACUUUGUCGGUCUGUCUGUCUGUCACGAAAAUUUCAUCCGAUCUUCACCAAACUUGGUCAGAAGUUGUAUCUAGAUGAUGUCUUGGUCAAGUUUUAAUAUGGCUCAUGCCGUGUCAAAAACUAGGUCACGGGGUCACUUAGUGCGUUUUAACUAUGUUAUUCAUCGUUAGAUUUCAAAAUGACUUGGUACAUUUGUUUACCAUCAUGGGACGGUGUGUCGCGUGAAAGAAGUACGUCAAUACCUCAAAGGUCACACUUUGAGUUCAAAGGUAAAAUGCUUGUCCGGGACAUAACUUUGUCGUUUAUUGUGAGAUUUUAAAAUCAUUUGGCACAUGUGUUCACCAUUAUUGGACAGUGUCGCACGAAAGAAUUACGUUGAUAUCUCCAAGGUCAAGGUCACAAUUUGAGUUCAAAGGUCAAAAAUGGCCAUACAUGAGCUUGUCCAGGCCAUAACUAUGUUGUUCAUUGUGAGAUUUUAAAAUUAUUUGGCACAUUUGUUCACCAUGAUUGGACGGUGUGUCGGCAAAAGAAUUACGUCGAUAUCUCAAAGGUCAAGGUCACACUUUGAGUUAAAAGGUCAAAAAUGGCCAUAAUCGAGCUUGUCCAGGCCAUAACUAUGUUGUUAAUUGAUAGAUUUUAAAAUCAUUUUGCACAUUUGUUCACCAUCAUUGGAUUGUGUGUCACGCAAAAGAAUUAUGUCGAUAUCUCCAAGGUCAAGGUCACACUUUGAGUUCAAAGGUCAAAAAUGGCCAUAAAUGAGCUUGUCUGGGCCAUAACUAUGUCGUUUAUUGUGAGAUUUUAAAAUCAUUUGGCACAUUUGUUCACCAUCGUGGACGGUGUGUCGUGCGAAACAAUUAUGUUGAUAUCUCCAAGGUCAAGGUCACACUUUGAGUUCAAAGGUCAAAACUGGCUAUAAAUGAGCUUGUCCGGGCCAUAACUAUGUUGUUCAUUGUAAGAUUUUAAAAUCAUUCAUUCACCAUCAUUGGACGGUGUGUCACACGAAAGAAUUAUGUUGAUAUCUCCAAGGUCAAGGUCACACUUAGAGUUCAAAGGUAAAAAAUGGCUAUAAAAAAUCUUGUCCGGGCCAUAACUAUUUCAUUCAUUGUGAGAUUUUAAAAUGACUGGUCAUUAGAUGGCGUGUCAUGCAAAAGAAUUCAAGAGUUUGAAGGUCAAAUUGGCCAUAAAUGAUGAUGGCAUAAUAAGUCUUAAAAAUCGCCAUAAAUUAGCUUCUCUUGUUUUGUGAAGACAGAAUGCAAAAUAGUCUGUGUCAAUGCAGCAUGUGGGGGUAUACGUCACGUAUGUGACAAAGAUUAGUUAAUUGUUUGGUUUAAGUGAAAAUCAUAGGCAUGAGCGUUUCCUUGGGGAAACUGAGUUUAAAGCAUAUGGGUACAUUGUUUAUUCAGAUAAGUAUGUGCUGUCCACAAAGGCUUAUAAGGGACGACACUGUUUUCUUUCAUGGAAUAUUUUGCUAAAAGAAAGUCUUAUAGAAAAUCCAUUUAGACUUAAAGUGUUGUCCCUGAUUAGCCUGUGCUUACUGAGCAUUCUAAUCUGGGACAAAACUUUAUGUUCAUGCAUAAAACAUGGUUUUGUCAGAGCUAUUCUCAAAUGAAUGUUAAUGUGUCUUAUGUGGUCCUAUUCCUGACAUGUCUCAUGAAUACAAAUGAAAUAAACUAUAUAUUAUAAUGUA
Dreissena polymorpha is the source of this 6876-nucleotide messenger RNA. Its product is annotated as DNA polymerase delta catalytic subunit-like. Gene Ontology annotation, molecular function: nucleotide binding; DNA binding; DNA-directed DNA polymerase activity. Gene Ontology annotation, biological process: DNA-templated DNA replication; DNA replication proofreading; nucleotide-excision repair, DNA gap filling. The transcript is spliced from 22 exons. Gene Ontology annotation, cellular component: delta DNA polymerase complex. The record is from RefSeq and is a predicted model, not a curated record. Lineage: Eukaryota; Metazoa; Mollusca; Bivalvia; Myida; Dreissenidae. The coding region runs from base 1293 to 4607 and encodes 1104 amino acids.